Messenger RNA from Rubroshorea leprosula, 726 nucleotides. Lineage: Eukaryota; Viridiplantae; Streptophyta; Magnoliopsida; Malvales; Dipterocarpaceae. The record is from the annotation of a GenBank genome assembly.
GGUGGAGGCUUUUAGUGUGACUGGGAGAAAACUAUUGGAUGCCCUGUGUUUCUGUGCCAAACCAGUAUUGUACAUGGAGGGCUACCUUUUUGGGGAAGGAGACAAGGUUGAUCGGAUGCUAUUUAUUGUGCAAGGUAAACUACAAAUCUUCAACAUUAGAAACAGUGACAGCAAAGUUCACUUAAAAGGUGGUGACUUUUGUGGAGAGGAACUUGUACAAUGGGUUCAGGAUCCCAAGUCAUUACACCUUCCUGAAUCCACCAAAACCAUUCAAGCCAUUUCCAAGGUAGAAGCCUUUUCUCUAGAGUCUAGUGACUUGAAACGCAAUUGGGAGGCUGUACACAAACAAGCGGUUGCUCAUGUUAUAUCAUCCUUGCAAAAGAGGUUACAGGAAAGGAAGCAUUCACUAGCCUUGAGGGAAGCGAAGUCAACUAUUCCUUAGGAAAUUUAUGUUGAAUUUUAGGUGGCCAUUUGGAUGUACUUGUCUCUGCAUAUAAUGAACUACAUGAAAGCUAUAGUUGGUGUUGUCAUUCAUAACAUAGAAUAAGCCUUUUGAGAGAACAUUUCGGGUAGGAAGUUCAUGGCAUCAGACCAUUUGUUUUGGACAUCAUUUGAACCUCAUCAUUUCUCUUUCUAAGUAUUGAAAAUUUGUGGUCUUACUCAAUGAGGCUGUUUUGCAACAUCACUUGCAACCAAAUAGAAGAGUAAGAAAAUGUAAAGUUUGUU